AUUCGCACAAGUUAAUUUCAGCGUUAGUAUUUAAAAAGGCCCCUUAACUAUAAGUCAGAAGCUUUACAACCUAGCACAGCCGCAUUCAAAAAUUGUGUGAUAUGGCUUCGCUGCUUUCAUUCAUGUUGUGGGGCCUAACUGGCGUAUUGGCAAUUCAUUCCUUUUCUGUUGAUAUUAUGGUAUCAAGCGAAAAUGAGAAGGAUGAAGAAACUAGCUUUAUAAUGGGCGAAGUAAAUCUUUGUUCGAAUGUGGCAAACAACGUAUUCUUGCCCUAUGUAGGAAACUGUAGCAAGUACUACUUAUGCAUGUAUGGUCAGGCAACUGAACAUCCAUGCGGUGCUAUAGAUUCAACGCACCUUCUCCGUUUUGACGCUCGAACUCAAAGUUGCACGGAUGACGAAGAUAUUAAAUGUCUGCCUGAAUGCAAGUCUUCGGUGUUGAGCAGUUUCUGCUACGAUCGCACUUGCAGCAAGUACGUGCUAUGUUACAACAACCAGGCGGUGUUACGUCAAUGCCAGGAUGGGUUACAGUACAAUGCGGAAACCGAUCGAUGCGAUUUUCCUCAAUUUGUGGACUGUGUAGAUAAUCUAUGUUCUCCUGUCAAUAACCCUAAUGACAUCACCUAUAUACCUAGCAAAGCGCAGUGUGACAAAUACUAUGUAUGUGUAAAUGCCAUACCGCAUAGUCAGCUGUGUGCCGGUGGGCUACAAUUCAAUCCCAAAUGCAAUUGCUGUGACUUUCCAUCGAAUGCCGAAUGCACGAUCACAGCUCUGCAACGUAACAUCAAGCCCUACUCUCGCGCACCACCACGCCGAGCUGACAUUACCUGCCCAGAGAAAGGCGUUCAUUUCUUUGCUCAUCAGACGCGUAAAGACGCCUACUACUAUUGCCUUGAUGGACAAGGACUGACUUUGGACUGCACGCCUGGGUUGUUAUACGACUCGAACGUGCACGAAUGUCGUGAACCCAAGAACAUAAAGUUUUAA
Molecule: messenger RNA, 986 nt
Organism: Scaptodrosophila lebanonensis
Lineage: Eukaryota; Metazoa; Arthropoda; Insecta; Diptera; Drosophilidae
Product: probable chitinase 10
Exons: 3
Coding region: 102-986 (294 amino acids)
Cellular component (GO): extracellular region
Molecular function (GO): chitin binding
Source: RefSeq, a predicted model, not a curated record